Molecule: messenger RNA, 570 nt
Organism: Linum tenue
Lineage: Eukaryota; Viridiplantae; Streptophyta; Magnoliopsida; Malpighiales; Linaceae
Source: the annotation of a GenBank genome assembly
AUGAAUCGCUGCGAGAGCUCGGCCCAGUGGGGAAGCCAUUACGAGAUCCUCUCCGUAAAAGAAGGCGCCAGCUACGAAGAAAUCCGCAGCGGCUACCGAUCCGCAAUCCUCAACUCCCACCCCGACAGAUCGCAGCAGAACACCUCGGAUUCUUCCGCCGCCGCCGACGAGAAAUUCCUCAGAGUCCAGAGGGCAUGGGAAGUCCUGAGCGACUCCAGGUCGCGAGCGGCGUACGACAACGAGCUGCGGGCGUCGAGACGGCGGCAGGAUUCGAGCGUUUCGGGGGACAUCGAUUUGAUGGAUGUGGGGGUUACGGUGGUUGAGGAAAGUGGCGUGGUGGAGCUUUGUUAUGAUUGCCGGUGUGGGGAUUGUUUCUCGGUGGAUUCUUCGGAUUUGGAGAGGAUGGGGUACAAACUGUCGAGGGAUCGAGAUAAUGUGUGGUUUGAGGACGACGGAGAUGAUGCUUCGAGGCCAGCGGCGGCUUCGGUUGUCAUAUCUUGCGGGUCUUGUUCUCUGCGAGUCCGGUUGUCGAUUGAGACCGGACUUAAAGUUCCAUUUGGUAGCAUUUGA